Messenger RNA from Lotus japonicus, 408 nucleotides. RefSeq names its product NAC domain-containing protein 2-like. Bases 1 to 408 code for a protein of 135 amino acids. The transcript has 3 exons. Lineage: Eukaryota; Viridiplantae; Streptophyta; Magnoliopsida; Fabales; Fabaceae. Gene Ontology annotation, biological process: regulation of DNA-templated transcription. Gene Ontology annotation, molecular function: DNA binding. The record is from RefSeq and is a predicted model, not a curated record.
AUGACUUAUGAGGACGAUGAUGGGACUGUUAGGUUGUUGCCUGGGUACAUGUUUGAUCCCACAGAUGAUGUUCUUGUGGAAUUCUACCUGACAAGGAGAGUAUUUGCUCAGCGUCUUCCUGUUCAAAUCAUCCCCGAUUUUGAUGUUUUCCAGACUGAGCCUUGGGGUCUACCAGGAGGAGAUGGAAAGAUUUUUAAUGAGCGUAAGAUUUUUUUCUACAACACCAUGGAUCGUGACCUUGAAAACAAUGACGAGAGAGUUGCUGGGAGUGGCCAUUUGAGAGUUAUUGAGAAAGGAAAAUGUGUUCCUAUCCCUGGAAACAAUGAGAUGGCAAAUUGUGCCGUGUAUCGCAUCUUUCAGAAUAAGGAUGCAAAGAAGACGAUGAAUGUGGAGCAGCGGGAGGCUUAG